Messenger RNA from Somion occarium, 2186 nucleotides. NCBI's taxonomy places the organism in Eukaryota, Fungi, Basidiomycota, Agaricomycetes, Polyporales, Cerrenaceae. The record is from the annotation of a GenBank genome assembly.
CGCAUGCGAGGACUGUUUAUACGUCCACGUACUUAGAUACGAAAAUGCGGGUAGGACAUUUUGAAACCCGCCACGCAUGGGCUCGUUUCGGCGCAUACGUUGUCUCCGACUGGCGAGGGCAAUUGAGAGCAUCCUGGGACGAUAGAUGAUGGAGAAAACCUGAAAGGCGGAGCAAGACUCAAUAUCCCACCGUUCUGCAUCAUCUGUCUGAUGUGAUGUUUUUGAACGCAAAGAUCUGGCUGGCAGGGGGCUGCGAACCCAGUCGGCAAGAUCUAUCGGCAGUGAAAGGACGGUCCCCUCCGAAAGGUGUGUCGAGGUAUUGACAGAAGCCGCUCAAACAACGGCGGUUUGUCCAUAGGAUCACGAACCGCAAUAUCCACCCAACUGCAGAGAUGAGUCCAGGCAGUGACCCAACAGCUCAGUUGGAUCGUAUAUAAAGGGAAGUAUGACCCAGGAAGCUCAACAACUCACCAGACACUCAUACCUCGUAGAACUCCUCUCCCAUACACAGAAACUAUUAUGAACGUCAUUCCGUCUCCUGUGCAUCUUCUGGACCGAGCACGCUCGACCUUUGAUUUGACUACCCUAGAGCGGGCGAUCUACGGAAGCAACCAAAGGCGAGAGGGAAUGCGUCCUCAGGAUUUCGAUGUAGAUCCGCAGACGGGUUUCUUUCCGCCGCGACCACUUCCACAUCUACCAGCUGCAUUUUCCAUCUGGGAAGAGUCCCUGGCUGGAGCACAGCAGGCACUGCGUUUGGCUGAGAACCAAACUCCUGCUGCUGUUGCUAAACGCACUGCCGGCGAGAGAUGGAGGGCAAAUGUCCGCUCGUGGCCGGUAUUGAAUAUUGGUGAUCUUCGCGACAAUCUGCGUUGCCUGCAGCGGGCGCACAUGGUGCUUGCGUUCAAUCUGCAUUACUAUGUGCAUUCAAUGCCAAAGGCAAAUAAGGAUGCGUUGGUUCACAUUCCCGCCCCGUUAGCAAUUCCGCUUGCAGCGGUGUCGAAAGAACUCAAUAUCGCACCCGUGCUGACGUUCGCCGACGUGGUCCUGUGGAAUUGGGAAUUCGUCGAUCCCGAGCAACCGCUGUCCGUUGGAAAUAUGCGCUAUGUAAACCUCCUUUCAGGAACGGAGACAGAGGCUGCGUUCUAUACGGCAUCUGCAGCUGUAGAGUUGAAAGGAGUAGAGAUGUUGCAGAUCAUUGAAGGGUUUGUCAAUCUGGCGGAUACGUCGGAGUACAGUUCUGUGGCGAAAAUUUAUCGUGAUCUUUGCCAACUCAAGACAACUGUGGAAGAACUUACGGAGAUCUUCCGUUCGAUCCGCUCUGCAGUUGAUCCACACUCCUUCUACUGGAUUGUUCGUCCAUGGUGGAAUGGUGCUGAUACCAAAGCAAACGGGCAACCCGGUUGGGUUUUCGACGGUGUUCCCAAUUACGCAUCCUUUGAUCUCGCCGGGCCUUCGGCAGGCCAGAGUUCCGUCAUGCAUGCUCUCGACAUCUUCCUUGACGUAGAUCACAAACUCGUUCAUCAUCGUCAGCCAGCCCCGUCUGAAGCUAACAAGAAGGCUGAACAUGGCUUCAUGGAAAGGAUGAGACGUUACAUGCCGGGGGCACACCGUGAAUACUUGAACCGGAUUGGCUCAGUGCCACGGAACGUGCGGCAAGUUGCGGAGGCAACACCUAACCUUCGAGAGCCAUACAACGCUGUUGUAGACACCUUGAAACGCCUUCGAGAUGAGCACAUGAAAAUCGCAACUCUCUAUGUCAUCACACAGGCCAGGACGACACCACCCGCCAGCGCCGGUAUCAUAUCGGUCGAGGAGCCUAAAGGCGGACCCGCUGUGGGAACAGGCGGCAACGUGGUCUCCGUGACCCUCAAGGCGUCGCGUGACGCUACUCAACGCACCAGGCUCUCAGAUGCGUGAAAAGAUAAACCAGAGAUGGAAUGGACCUAAAGUUGUGUAUUAUUAUUUGAACUGCGACCUUGUCGACUCUGAGCGGACUACUCACUAUUUACAUGUCCUACUUCUCACUGAAGGACACCAUUUAUGACUCUAUAAUACCUAUAUCAUAGGCCAUAUGUCCUAGCCAUAGCAUCCAAAUAUUCUCCUGUUAGCACUAGACUGAUGUUAGAAUAUAUAGUGGGCAAACCUGGUCCACAUUGGUUAUAUAAAAUGAGUGUAGAAUAACAACC